AUGCACAUUCAGCAAAAUAAGUACAUACUUGGAUAUGACAAGAUCAAACAAGAAUUCAUUGAACAUUUAUCUGCACCAGGCUACAAGACUUUGGAUAGAUGGCCAUUGGAUAGAAGACGAUUUAUUAAAACUCAUUUGCCAUUUUCUUUGCUGCCACCUAGUGUUAUGGAGAAUAAAUGCAAGAUCAUUUAUGUGAUGCGCAACCCCAAAGAUGUAGCGGUUUCUUAUUACCACUUGAAUCGCUUAUAUCGCACACAGGGUUAUUGCGGUGACUUUACGCGAUAUUGGAACUACUUUUCACGUGGUUUAAACCCGUGGCUGCCAUAUUAUAGCCAUAUUAAGGAAGCUUAUACCCAUCGGAACUUGCCUAAUAUUCUUGUUCUGAACUAUGAAGAAAUGGUGUCAAAUUUGAAUGGUGUCAUAUUGAAAGUGGCUGCCUUUUUAGAUAUUACAAUUAGCAAAGAGAGAUUGAAGGAUCUUAAGGAACAUUUGGAUAUUAAGAAUUUUCGCGAAAAUCCAGCAGUAAAUGGAAGUGAAAUGUCAGAUAUCGGAGUUUUGUUAAAAGGUGAAGCUGGGUUUGUACGUAAUGGUGGAAAUGGAAAGCGGGAAGAGUUAGUGAGUGAUGUAGAGUUAAAGAAAUGUGUAGAUGAGUGGAUUGAAAAAAAUAUAGUAAAGCCUACUGCAAAGGCAAUACUUAGCUUAUAGUUAAAGCGAUUCAUAUCAAAAAAACAAUUAUUUGUAUAAUACACUAGCUGAUACCUGUGGCUUCGGAUGCGUAUAAAAUAAAAUACAUUAAAUACAA
Molecule: messenger RNA, 802 nt
Organism: Anastrepha obliqua
Lineage: Eukaryota; Metazoa; Arthropoda; Insecta; Diptera; Tephritidae
Product: luciferin sulfotransferase
Exons: 4
Coding region: 1-705 (234 amino acids)
Biological process (GO): sulfation
Cellular component (GO): cytoplasm
Molecular function (GO): sulfotransferase activity
Source: RefSeq, a predicted model, not a curated record